Daucus carota subsp. sativus is the source of this 1793-nucleotide messenger RNA. RefSeq names its product protein NRT1/ PTR FAMILY 6.3. The coding region runs from base 1 to 1782 and encodes 593 amino acids. Gene Ontology annotation, molecular function: nitrate transmembrane transporter activity. Lineage: Eukaryota; Viridiplantae; Streptophyta; Magnoliopsida; Apiales; Apiaceae. The transcript is spliced from 5 exons. Gene Ontology annotation, biological process: transmembrane transport; oligopeptide transport; response to nitrate. Gene Ontology annotation, cellular component: membrane. The record is from RefSeq and is a predicted model, not a curated record.
AUGGCACCAGAAGAAUCACAAAUGGAUACAUUUCUCCAAGAUGCUUGGGACUACAAAAGCUGUCCUGCUAGCAGAUCCACCACUGGAGGCUGGACCGGCGCCGCCUUGAUUCUAGGGGUUGAAACAUGUGAAAGACUGACUACAGUGGGCAUUGCUGUUAAUUUGGUGACUUACUUAACCAGAACCAUGCAUUUAGGUAAUGCUAUCUCCGCCAACAUUGUCACCAACUUUCUUGGAACCUCCUACAUACUCUGUUUGCUCGGCGGGUUUGUUGCUGAUACUUUCUUUGGAAGGUACCUGAACAUUGCAAUAUUUGCCACAGUCCAAGGAAUUGGUGUGACAAUUUUAUCAAUCUCAACUAUAAUCCCUAGCCUUCGCCCAACAAAAUGCGAAAUUGGUGAACCAUCAUGUAUUGCAGCAAGCGGUAUGCAACUGGCAGUCUUAUACACAGCCCUAUACCUCACUGCACUAGGCACCGGUGGUUUGAAAUCAAGUGUUUCGGGGUUUGGCUCAGAUCAAUUCGAUGAGACGGAUAAAGAAGAAAGAACCCUGAUGACCAAUUUCUUCAGCUGGUUCUUUUUCUUUAUAAACAUCGGAUCACUUGCAGCUGUGACCGUAUUUGUUUACAUCCAAGAUAAACUAGGGAGGCCUUGGGGUUAUGGAUUAUGUGCUUGUGCAAUAGUCAUUGGCCUUUUAGUGUUUUUAUCAGGUACUAAAAGAUACAGGUUCAAGAAACUCACGGGAAGCCCUCUCACACAGAUUGCCUGUGUAUGUGUUGGUGCUUGGAGGAAGAGACAUAUGGAAAUACCAUUGGAUUUGUCGCGUUUACAUAACGGUGAUGACAUCGAAAAUGAAGAUGGUGAGAAAGAAACCAAGCCCAAGCUACCACAUAGCAAGCAGUUCUUGUUCUUGGACAGGGCAGCUCUCAUUGAUAACAAAGAUGAAAGUUCUGGUAGCAAAAUUCAUGUCAUGAGUAAAUGGUACCUUUCAAGUUUAACAGAUGUUGAAGAAGUGAAGCAAGUGAUUAAAAUGUUACCAAUAUGGGCAACUACAAUCAUGUUCUGGACAAUUUACGCACAAAUGACCACAUUUUCAGUGUCACAGGCUACCACCAUGAACCGUCAGAUCGGAAAAUCUUUCGAAAUUCCAGCAGCCUCCUUGUCUGCUUUUACUGUUGGUAGCAUCCUCAUAACUGUCCCGGUCUAUGAUGCUUUCAUCACGCCAGUGGCUCGAAAAAUACUAAAGAAUCCCCAAGGCGUCACACCAUUGCAGCGUAUCGGAGUAGGACUUGUUCUAUCAAUAUUAGCAAUGGUGGUGGCAGCAUUAACUGAAAUUAAGAGACUAAAUGUUGCUAAAUCGCAUGAUUUAGUUGAUGAUCCGGCUGCCAUUCUUCCCAUGAGUGUUUUCUGGUUAAUUCCGCAGUUUUUCCUUACUGGAUCUGGGGAGGCAUUCAUGUAUACGGGACAGCUUGAUUUUUUCCUAAGGGAGUGUCCUAAAGGAAUGAAGACUAUAAGCACGGGGCUGUUUUUGAGUACACUAUCAUUAGGGUCUUUCUUGAGCUCCAUUUUAGUUACCAUAGUUCACAUGGUUACUGGAGCUAAUAAGCCUUGGCUAGCUAAUAAUCUUAACCAAGGGAAGCUUUAUAACUUCUAUUGGUUGCUGGCAAUAAUGAAUGUUUUCAACCUGGGUAUAUACCUGCUUUGUGCUAAAUGGUACAAGUACAACGACCGAAGUCUAACUGAGGGAAUUGUAGCGGAAGAUACAGAAACUUGCCAUGCAUGAGGAAUUUCAUG